UCUUUAUUAUUUGGAGGUAGACAGAUGGCUCGACGACCAAGACGAGACAGGACGGGACACUUGGCCUCCAGCGAUCGGUAGCAGAGGCCACAGGUGGUCUCCGCUUCUGCUGAGAGCACACGUCCACACGAGAGGCAUCACAUCUUCGUCGCGUCGCCGUUAGCCCUGCUAACCACAAGCCUUUACAGCUGCGCCUCAUCUGGUUAAUUGGUAUUUGUGCUAGAAUGGCCUAGCGGUGGUGCUAGAAUGGCCGCAACCAGCAAGCAAGUGAAGUGAAAGCUUCUUCCUCAUUGGCGCACCGCAGACAAACACCAAGAACAGAACAGCCUGCCAGCUAGAGGCAGCAAUGGAGGCAGCUGAUUUGCUGACCCUGGGCUUCGACUUCUGUUUCCAAUCACCGCCUCGCUUCUUCGACGAGCCCUACGAGCACGACCUCGCCGUCGUCGACAGCAUCGUGCUGCACGCGCCGGCCGAGGCCGAGUCGGUCACCGGCCUCUACCCAUCCAACAACAGAGAGGCCUCGAGCUCGUCGGACGGCGCCAACUCGUCAUGCAACACGCAGGUGCCGCCGGCGUCGUCGCCGGCCGGUGGCUUGGCGAAUAAGAGCAUGGUCAUGGAGAGGCACCGGCGCAGGAGGCUCAACGAGAAGCUCUACGCGCUCCGCAGUGUCGUCCCCAACAUCACCAAGAUGGACAAGGCGUCCAUCGUCAGGGACGCCAUCGCCUACAUCCAGCAGCUGCAGGAGGAGGAGCGCCGGGUGCUCGCCGAGGUGUCCGCGCUCGAAUCCUCCAGCGACACCGCCGCCACCGUCAAGACGGAGGAUCAUGCGGCGGCCGGAGACGCCGACAGCUACCCGCGGAGGACGAAGAGGACGCGAACGGCGGCGGCCGACGGUGGCAGCGUCACACUCUCCGUCGACGACGCCUCACCGCCAGUCCAGAUCCUCGAGGUUGUGGUUUCGGAAGCGGGGGAGAAGAUGGCGGUGGUGAGCGUGCGGUGCAGCAGGGGCAGGGACGCCGUCGCCAAGGUCUGCCGGGCGCUGGAGCCGCUGCGCCUCCGCGUCGUCACGGCGAGCAUCGCUGCCGCCGGCGACGCCUUCGUCCACACCAUGUUCGUCGAGAUUGAAGAGAUGAGUGGUGCGCAACUAAAGGAGACAGUAGAGGCUGCUCUCGCUCACCUAGAUGUCACCAGACACUCACUCAAGACCAAGAGAUAUUGGGAGGACUGAUGCCAAUGCAAGCUUGGCUUCUCAAUAACCGGCCUUAUGUCAUCGUUUUUCUUUUCCAAUGAGGUAGUACUACUGUACCAGUGCGAUAUAAUGUUUCCUUUUCCAAAGUACGACGAGGGUUACAACUGUGUAUAUUAGUACUUCUCUUUGGAUGAGACAAUAAAUGCUAGCUAAACAUGGACACAAUUUGACACA
Molecule: messenger RNA, 1423 nt
Organism: Setaria italica (foxtail millet)
Lineage: Eukaryota; Viridiplantae; Streptophyta; Magnoliopsida; Poales; Poaceae
Product: transcription factor bHLH35
Exons: 4
Coding region: 347-1228 (293 amino acids)
Biological process (GO): regulation of DNA-templated transcription
Cellular component (GO): nucleus
Molecular function (GO): DNA-binding transcription factor activity; protein dimerization activity; sequence-specific DNA binding
Source: RefSeq, a predicted model, not a curated record